Prionailurus viverrinus (fishing cat) is the source of this 1564-nucleotide messenger RNA. RefSeq names its product archaelysin family metallopeptidase 2 (gene AMZ2). The transcript is spliced from 10 exons. Gene Ontology annotation, biological process: proteolysis. The coding region runs from base 407 to 1519 and encodes 370 amino acids. Gene Ontology annotation, molecular function: metallopeptidase activity. The record is from RefSeq and is a predicted model, not a curated record. NCBI's taxonomy places the organism in Eukaryota, Metazoa, Chordata, Mammalia, Carnivora, Felidae.
CCGCGGCGGAAGCAGGGGAAGACAGCGGGGGCGGGGGCGUCUCCUGGGAGCGAGGCCUGGCCUCUGCGGAAGCUUCCUCCGGGAGGGGCGGAAAGUCGAAGCGAGAGUCCCCGGGGGAUCCCCCCACCCCACCCCGGCCAGCGACCUGGUUGCGGUUGCCUUGGGGCCCAGCCCAAGGUGCGGGUUGCUAUAGCAACCAGCUGGGGUAACCAACUUGUCCAGGGUGAAGGCGCCCCGCACAGCACUUUCUCGGCCAGGCCCAAGCAUGCCAGUCCUUGUAAGGCAAAGACUUCAAUGGGAGCCUUCCUCCUUAAAGCCUUGUGGUGAAGCAGCUGUUUGACACACUCAGAAGGAAGGAUGACAGCUAUACAGAGGAACACGAUGUGAAUGGAAGAGACCUGUCAUUAUGGAAACAGUACGGCACUCUGAACAUACACUAAAAACAGCUCUCAUCUCGGAGAACCCAAGGCUUGUGUCACAGUAUGAGAAGUUAGAUGCCAGGGAAAGGCGUUUGCUGAACGAAGCCUUCAAGCCAGACCAUGAUCUCUUCGGACCCAUUACCUUGCAUUCGCAAUCGGAUUGGAUCAUCUCCCAUCCUGAGGCUCCCCAAGACUUUGAACAGUUUUUCAGUGAUCCUUACAGAAAGGCACCGUCUCCAGACAAACGCAGUAUUUAUAUACAGUGCAUUGGCUCUCUAGGCAACACCAGAAUUAUCAGUGAAGAAUAUAUUAAAUGGCUCAAGGGUUACUGUGAAGCAUUUUUCUACGGCUUAACAGUGAAACUCCUAGAACCAGUUCCUGUCUCUGCCACGAGGUGUUCCUUUAGAGUCAAUGAUAACACACAAAACCUACAAAUUCACGCAGGGCACAUCCUGAAGUUCUUAAAAAAGAAGAAACCUGAAGACGCCUUCUGUAUUGUGGGAAUAACGAUGAUUGAUCUUUACCCAAGAGACUCCUGGAAUUUUGUCUUUGGACAGGCCUCUUUGACAGAUGGGAGGGCAGAUUGGACAGCAGCGGCAGACUUGGGUGUGGGGAUAUUCAGCUUUGCCAGGUAUGGCAGUGAUUUUUACAGCUCCCGCUACGAAGGCAGAGUGAGCAAGCUGCAGAAAGGAUCCUCGAGCGACUAUGCAGUUUUCGAUAACUAUUACACUCCUCAAGUGACCAGUGUUCUGCUGCUUCGUUCCUGCAAGACUUUAACCCACGAGAUCGGACACAUAUUUGGACUCCGACACUGCCAGUGGCUCGCAUGCCUAAUGCAGGGCUCCAACCACUUGGAAGAAGCCGACCGGCGCCCCCUCAACCUUUGCCCCAUCUGUUUACGCAAGUUGCAGUGUGCCAUUGGCUUCAACAUAAUAGAAAGAUACAAAGCGCUGGUGAGGUGGAUCGAGGACGCGUCGGACAGCCCCGGAGUCAGUACGGAGCGCAGUCGUGAGGGUGCCGUGGAUUUACCGAAACCUGUGGACGCCUUUAAGGAAUGGAAAGAGUGGAUAAUAAAAUGCCUUGCUGUUGUCCAAAAAUAAGGACCUUCACAUAGGAGUAAUUAAAAUAAACAUUUGCAGACUCUG